AUGCACUUAUCGUCCGACUUCUCGUCUGUGAUUGGGGCGAAUUGCGCGGAUCUCAUCUGCCCCUCUUUUGUGCCCAACACGUCACUCCUCCGCCCCUCCUCCGCCCCCGUUUUGCGCCCAACACGUCACUCCUCCGCCCCUCCUCCACCCCCGUUUUGUGCCCAACACGUCACCCCUCCGCCCCUCCUCCGCCUCCGUUUUGUGCCCAACACGUCGCCCAUCAGCCCCCGUUUUGUGCUCAACACACCGCCCAUCAGACCGCGUUUUGUGCCCAACACGUCGCCCAUCCGCCCCCGUUUUGUGCCAACACGUCACCCAUCCGCCCCCGUUUUGUGCUCAACACACCGCCCAUCAGACCGCGUUUUGUGCCCAACACGUCGCCCAUCAGCCCCCGUUUUGUGCUCAACACACCGCUUCCGCCCCCGUUUUGUGCCCAACACGUCACUCCUCCGCCCCUCCUCCACCCCCGUUUUGUGCCCAACACGUCGCCCCUCCGCCCCUCCUCCGCCUCCGUUUUGUGCCCAACACGUCGCCCAUCAGCCCCCGUUUUGUGCUCAACACACCGCCCAUCAGACCGCGUUUUGUGCCCAACACGUCGCCCAUCCGCCCCCGUUUUGUGCCAACACGUCACCCAUCCGCCCCCGUUUUGUGCUCAACACACCGCCCAUCAGACCGCGUUUUGUGCCCAACACGUCGCCCAUCAGCCCCCGUUUUGUGCUCAACACACCGCCCAUCAGACCGCGUUUUGUGCCCAACACGUCGCCCAUCAGCCCCCGUUUUGUGCUCAACACACCGCUCAUCAGCCCCCGUUUUGUGCUCAACACACCGCCCAUCCGCCCCCGUUUUGUGCCAACACGUCACCCCUCCCCCUCCCGUGUUGUCCCCAACACGUCGCCCCUCCGCCCCGGUUUUGUGCCCAACACGGCAAUACGUCGAUCAUAUUUAAAUUUUUUCCUGUUGGACGCCCGUUCGUUCAGAAGAUAA
Molecule: messenger RNA, 984 nt
Organism: Hyalella azteca
Lineage: Eukaryota; Metazoa; Arthropoda; Malacostraca; Amphipoda; Hyalellidae
Product: 36.4 kDa proline-rich protein-like
Exons: 2
Coding region: 1-984 (327 amino acids)
Source: RefSeq, a predicted model, not a curated record